CAGGUUGUGAUCCACAACCUCAGUCAAAAGACGCCAUGCAGGACUUGACGUCAGCACUCUGCCAGUCCUCCCAGCCAAGCCGAGUCCAGUCGGACCCAAACAAGAUGUAAGUUCAUGCAAGUGGCAAAGUGUGUGGCCUGGGGAAAGACUCGCCUCGCGUUGUUUACUCACACUGGACCGACCGGUUCUGGUGUCUUUGCUCAACGCAUUAGCUGCCGGUUUAGCUUGAUGUCGAAGGGAGAAAAAUAUCAUGAGACAAAGAGAAGAGGACGAUAAAGGAAGGAGAAACCAGCAGGAAUCCCGUCAUCAAGAAACCCAUUCAUGUGGAUGACAACUAUGUGAACAUAACUUUUCUUCAACUUCAUCUUCAACAUCAAAUGGAGGGUGAUCAAGUGGACUUGGACACUUCAGGUGUUGAACUGGAAGUAUUGAUAUCUAGACUUUGGAGGAGUGGACUUGUCCUUGAAUGAGUAGACUUUGUAGAGUUGACUUGGUAAAGUUGACUAGUAGAACUGCAGACUUUGUCUUGAAAAAUAGGACUUAAUUUGAAUUGUUUUUUUUUUUUAUAUAUAUCUUAACCUAACAAACACGACUAUUAUCGUAAGGUAACUACUUUUUUCUUUUUUUAAUGACUUCUUGAAAAAAAAAUUACUAUUUAAAAAACAAAUCUAGAAAAUACAUCUUCAAUCUUGUCAGGUUUUUGUCUUCAAAAAAAAUUGUUUUUGAUCAAAUAUGAGCGGGAGAGUGGGCUUGUGGCCUGGAAUGAAGAGACAUAGUUUUGGUAGAGUGGACUUAUAUAGCAUGGACUUAUAUACCCGGACGAUGGAUGCAGCCCUGGUAGAGUGGACAUGGAGACUUGAUAGAGCGCACUGGACUUGUGGACUUGGAGGAGAAGACUUUUAGACUUAAUAUAUUGAACUUGUAUACCUGGAUGACUGUAGCCUUUGUUGGGUGAACUUGCAAACAUUGUAGAUUUGGUAGAGUGCUCUUGUAGACUUAGAAUACACUUGAUAGACUGGAGUUGUACACGUGGAAGAUUGUAGACCUGGUAGAUUGCACUUAUAGACUUCAUAGCAUAGACUACAAAGAGUGCUCUCCUGGACCUGGAAGAUUGUCAACCUGUUAGAGUGCAUCUGCAAACUUGAGAGACCUGGUAGAGUGGACUUUUAGACUUUGAAGAUUGUAGACUUGGUAGAGAAGACUUUUGGACAUUGAAUAUCGUAGACCUGGUAGAGUGGACUUGUAGACUUGACAGAGUGGAGUUGCACACAAUUGUAGCUGUUUUAGACUGGAUUUGGCGUAGUCGACAUGGAGAUUAAACAUUUAGUAGAUUAGACUGAUGGACUUGGUGUGGUAGACUUGUAUGAUUGUAGCCCUGGUAGAGUGGACUUGGACAACUGUAGCCGUGGUAAAGUGGACUUGGCAUAGAUGACCUGGAAGAUUGAAGAUUUGGUUAAGAUGGACUUAUGGACUUGCUGUAAUAGACUUGGAAGAUUGUAGACCUGGGAGAGUGGACUUGUAGACUUGGACGAUUCUAGCCCUGGUAGAGUUGACUUGGACAAUUGUAGCCCUGAUAAAGUGGACUUGGCAUAUUUGACUUAGAGGAUUGUAGACUUGGUAGUGUGGACUUCAAUACUUGUUACAGUGUACUUGAAAACUUUAUAGACGGAACUUGUUGACUUGGAAGAUUGUGGACUUUGUAGAGUGGACUCGGAGGACUAGAUUUCUAGACUGGAAAGAUAGUAGACUUGGUAGAGUGGCCUUGCAGACGUGAUGGCAUCCAAGCAGUCUGUGUUGUCAGGCUUGUCUGCUCUGAAGGACACCGAUCCUCCUCUUUACAUCCAUCCUCACUACAAGGAGUCCUAUCGUCUGGCCAUCUACGCCCUGCUAUGCGGAGGCAAGGACGCCUACAACGACUUCCUCCAGGCCGAGCAGAUCAGCCACUUCCUGUCAGAGAGGGAGAUCCACUUCAUCCUGGAGAACGCCGAGGCACCCCUGGUAGAGGAAGACGACGAUGAUGUGGAGGGGCGGCGCCCCGGAGGCCCCGAGGUUGGAGGCAAGCCGGGCCUGUCCACUUACUUCCCCCUGGAGUCGGACGAGGAGGUGCCCGACCUGGAUCUGGGCUGGCCUGAGGUGGCUUUGGAGGACCAGGACACGAGCAUCAGUUUACUCUUCCACCCGCCCAGGGCCAACACGCCCACCAUCAAGGAGGUGGUCCGCAAGCAAAUCCAGGACGCCAAACAGGUAGUCGCCCUAGCAAUGGACGUCUUCACAGAUGUGGACAUUUUUAAGGAAGUCCUCGGUGCCACGCUGCGGGGGGUGGUGGUCUACAUCCUCUUAGACGAGGGGCACUUUAGCAGCUUCCACGCCAUGUCGCACAGGGCGGGCGUCAACAUCCAAGACCUUAAGAACAUUCGCGUGCGGACGGUGCGAGGUCAGCAGUAUCGUUGUCAGUCCGGCGUCAAGUUUCACGGUGGCUUGGAGCAGCGAUUCAUCUUGGUGGACUGCCGCAGCGUUUUGUACGGAACAUACAGCUACACGUGGUCCUUUGAGAAGAUCAACGUGAGCAUGGUGUUGGUGGUUACUGGUCAGUUGGUGAGCUCCUACGAUGAAGAGUUCCGCCGCCUCUAUGCUCGCUCGACCAUUCCUGAAGCGCUAGAGCAGUCGCGCGUGAAGUACCUAAGAGACGCGACGCUCCUACGCAGUCCAAACUCCAGUCAACCUUUCCUGCAUCAAAUUCACGGGAGACCCCGAGGGACGCGCGGCUUGAGGGGUUUGGCACAGGACGAUCUCUUGGACUCCUCCGCCAUCAUAACCAGGGGCCUCAGCAUACAGGACCGCCUGCAUCUGUCACACUUUCCCGACCACAUGACUAGGGGACACAGUUUUGGUGGCGACCUGCAGAAGUUAAAUCCCUUGACUCGAUUGAGAAUGGGAACCAAAGACAUAGGAGUGCCUGUUGUUCCGGACAGGACAGGUUCUAGCCUGCUGGUGCCCAACAGGUUGUCUCACCAGCAUAUUCGACACCAAAGUCGCUACGGUCCUGACCAGAAUUUGAUUCCGUUCAACUCUGAAACAUCACUCCACAGGUGGAAGAUGGACACUUACCUGAACAGCCAGGUUAACCUUGACGGAUCAUGUGACGCCUUGUCCCCGCUGACUACGCCGUACAGCAGCCGCUCGGGCCUGAACGACCCCCAGCCACAGGGGAUUCACAACAGGUUCAGGGACAUCAAGUCCCGCUUGGACGAGAUCCCCCACAAGAGACUCAGUUUACAGGAGCACAACAAUCUCAGGCAGAGCCAAGAGUCUCUGCGAUCCAUGUACCAAACUCUGGAUAGACCCAUGUUCAAGUCUUCAUUAAGAGGUCUUGACGUAAGGCAAAAUUUGGCGCAGGAGACAGGCAGCCCUGAAGCCGCCAACCACAAAGGUCUCAAUUCAAACCAGGAGGAUGACAGCUACCAUUCCACCUCGUACUUCGACAUUCAAACGAGUCCCAAGCAAAAGAUGACACCAGUGUACGACUUGUAUGAGCCUCUUGCCAGGACCACUUCGGCCACCCACCUGGAGGACAAGCUCAAAGACCCGUCCCUCAAGUACCCCGGCGGUAUCCAGCGCCCCAGAACCAUGGAGUCCUUGAUCGAAAUCCCUGAGGAGAAAGAAGGUUGCAGUAAUCCUGUCAAUAAUGCUGAUAUUCUCAAAGACAGAAACAACAGAAAUGAAGACAAGACUUCCAAAAUGCAAUCGAGUGACAAAAAGUCAGGACUUCAAGAAGUAAAGAAGUCUCAUCCCCAUGAGGAGGAAACUUUUCCAAAGACCUUAACUACCUCUGAGGUGAAAAAUCCUCAGCAGGAGGAUUUGACACUUCAGCGGAAGAACUCCACCAGGAUGAAAAGCUCAGAGGAAAAGAAUGCUUCCAAGAAGGAAGAGAGGUCUCUACAAAGAAAGGCCUCGGUGAGAUCUCAGAACUCUGUUGGCUCAAAUUUGCGGGCGUCUCCCGUGGGUAAAGCUUCCACCAUCGAGCACCGAACCAGCCAAAAUUCCAUCAGCAGGUCCGCAGUAGAGACCGAAAAGCCAAAAUCUUCGUUCACCUUCCACCGAUUAUCUUCUCAGCGCUCCAGCAAACGGAAGCCGAAGCCGCAAGGCUCCUUGGAAAAUUUGGAAGAACAGGAAAAGGCGGCCUACGAGAGCCGGCAGGAGAAAGCCUACAGUCGCUACGACAACCUGCUCCGUUCUAGUGUCCCUCUGGACAAAGCCAAGCGGGGAGACAGAGGGCAGCCGUUGGACAACACAGCGCAUCAAACACAAGGUGGCACCGACAACAGACUGGGACGAUUCAUGCAGCGGGUUGGGAAUCUCAUUGGGAAGAACAAAUAGAUCCCCACAAGAAGAAUGUUGUCAAGAUGCUUGUAAUAUAGUCAUUUAAAUGAUAUGAUAUAAAAGUGACUUUUGAAUGUCUUGUGCAAAUAUGUCUUGAGUCCUUCCACACCCUUUAAGUGUGAAAUUAAA
Messenger RNA from Phycodurus eques (leafy seadragon), 4509 nucleotides. Its product is annotated as protein FAM83B-like. NCBI's taxonomy places the organism in Eukaryota, Metazoa, Chordata, Actinopteri, Syngnathiformes, Syngnathidae. The transcript has 4 exons. Gene Ontology annotation, cellular component: cytoplasm; membrane. Gene Ontology annotation, biological process: epidermal growth factor receptor signaling pathway. Bases 1774 to 4377 code for a protein of 867 amino acids. The record is from RefSeq and is a predicted model, not a curated record.